Lingula anatina is the source of this 894-nucleotide messenger RNA. RefSeq names its product cytochrome P450 10-like. Gene Ontology annotation, molecular function: heme binding; oxidoreductase activity, acting on paired donors, with incorporation or reduction of molecular oxygen; iron ion binding. The record is from RefSeq and is a predicted model, not a curated record. NCBI's taxonomy places the organism in Eukaryota, Metazoa, Brachiopoda, Lingulata, Lingulida, Lingulidae.
AUGUUAUGCUCAGUCACGCGGCUGAUCAUUCCUUCUUUCUUUCAGACCUGUGUGAUAAACUGUAACAACGCCUCGUGCUUGCAGUCCGAGUACUUUCCUAACCCUCACGCCUACUCUCCUGAACGCUGGAUGAAGGAGGACAACGUGCAGCCACACCCUUACCUCCUGCUGCCCUUCGGCCACGGCCCCAGAAUGUGUAUAGGAAAACGGUUCGCAGAACAGCAGAUGUACAUUGCUAUCAGCAAGCUUGUCCAAAAUUUCACGAUACAACACUCGGGCUCGGAGGACAUUGGGAUCACGUAUACUAUAUUCGGGAAACCAGACGAACCUCUUGGUCUAACAGUCACACCAAGAGGUGACUAGACAGCGUUCUGCAGGAAAAGCGCUGACGAACUGUACGUUUCACUUUGGUAUUCAAAGGUACUGGCUUACCAUGGCUGUGGCAAAUGGGAGAAGUGGAAAGUUUUAAAAAAUCACACAAGGAAGCAAGAGAAAUACUAAAAAGUGGACGCUUUUUCCAUAAUAUGUAGGGUACAGGGUUGUAGCAAUGGCUAGUUUUCCUCGUCUCAUUAUUUUUCUUUUGUUUUAAUAUUAAUUGUGUUCCAGACAUUUGAAUUAAAUAAUUAUGCCCUAUGACUCAAAUAUGUAUAUAGUUUAUUUUCUUAAAUCUCGUUUGUAAAAUAAUUUUACUAUGUGUAAUUAGGUGUUUGAAAUAUUAUUAUUAUUAUUGUAAUACAUGGAUAUCUUAGUCUAUUAUCUUAGAGGUCUGUGUACAUUUUGAAAUAUAAUAUAAAACUCGUUAUUUUCAAGCCUGUGGAGUUUUUUUAAGAAAUCUGUAAAAAUCGUUUCAGUCACUUUAAUUGAAAUAUAUUAGUCACAGGUAUCUUCAGUCGU